UGACCAAAAACUCCCAUUAGUUUAGGGUAAAAAUUUCUAUUAGUUGAAACAUUCUUUGUUCCUCCAGCACCGCCUGCAAUUCUCGACCCAUCUUUCUCCGGUUUACCUCUGUCGCCGUGUGAAUCUGUUAUAUCUCAUAGCUUGUCUCUAUCUGUGACUGAGGCGUAAUUUGAACAUUGAAACAAACCCAAUGACUUCUACAGUUCAUCAGAGUCAGAAUCCAGCUACUUCAUUCAAAAGAUGGGGCAGGAAAAGCCCUUUUGUCAGAUAUGGUCUUCCUAUGAUCUCUCUUACUGUCCUUGGCUCUCUUGGCCUUGCUCAUCUCUUGCAAGGAAGUAAGGAUAUUGCAAAGGUGAAAGAUGAUCAGGAAUGGGAAAUCAUUGAAGCAAGAAAAGCCUUGUCUAGAACAGGGCCAGUGGAUGCAUACCAGCCAAAAAAGAUUUCAUUGGAGGAUGAGCUAAAGGUUUUGCAACAAAAAGUGGACAUUAACGACUAUGAGUACAAGAAAAUUCCUAAACCAAAUGAAAGCCACAGAAACUAGAUUAGAGCUGUGGACUUGAAUAAACUUUUGUCACAAUUCUACAUGUAUCAAAAUCAAAUUUAAGGAAGUAAGAGCUGGUUUUCAUCCCGCAAGUGAAGGUAUUAUCAACGUGCGUCUUUAGUACUUUGCCUUUUGACUAUGUAUGACAUUAUGAGAGAGGAAGUCAAGAUAAAUUCUUGAGUCUGGAAUUUUUCUGUAUCAAGGAUUUCCAAGUACUGGACUGUAAACAGCAAAAUGUACAUGCUUGGUUCUACUUUAUAAUAAGGGUGAAAAAUGUGUAAAUGUUUAUUGCCAUGUUUUAACUUGUUAUAACGAUAAAAUAGUGCUAAUGGAGUCCUCUUGCAGUUACAACUGAACAA
Messenger RNA from Lotus japonicus, 900 nucleotides. RefSeq lists its product as uncharacterized. The transcript is spliced from 4 exons. The record is from RefSeq and is a predicted model, not a curated record. Gene Ontology annotation, cellular component: mitochondrial membrane. Lineage: Eukaryota; Viridiplantae; Streptophyta; Magnoliopsida; Fabales; Fabaceae. The coding region runs from base 191 to 541 and encodes 116 amino acids.